AUGCACUCAAAUGCAAUUCGCGAGUGGAUUGGACUUGUCGCUGCGUUUUCUGUGCUCUUUUGCUUUGGAGGUAUGAUGAUUGAAAUGAAUAAAACAGUGAUAGAAACCCCAAAGUACUAUGUAGUGUGGAUCACUCUGAUGUUCUGGUUGUGUGUUGGAGUGAUUUGUUUUGCAAAUAUGGAAAACCCAGUUAUUGUCCCUAAAGAGUACACCAUUGUAAUCGACAAACCUUUUGUGUUCUCAACACUUUCAUUUGCCUUUUCUGCAAUUUCUAUCAUUAUUUUGGUUCUUGGAAUGUUCUCAGUGAAUUACGUGGGAGACGAGUUAACUGACACCAUCCGAAUUAAGACCGAGGCAAGUAAUUACUGCUGUAUUUAUCAAAACAACACACAUUCGGACGACUGCGGUUGUCUGAAGUACGAAGGGAAACUUGAAAAGACGAUUGGCAUCUUCAACAAAUUGAAAAAAGGGAAGAGACAAAUAGUCCACUGCGAGAAGUGCCAGAAGCUCUCUUCAUUCACAUUUUGCUAUCACAUUUCAAUAACAGUGAACAUCAUUUCGAGUAUUGUUGUUCUUUUUCUCGCAUACUUGCAUUUAAGCUUGGAAAGGAAAUACAUGGCGCUACUUGAGAAACAAAUCAAAGUGGACGAAGCGCAAUAUGUCGAAGAACAAGCGGGGUUUGUGAAGAAUUUGAUAUUUGGAACAAAAGAAGAAAAAAUUGAGUGA
Molecule: messenger RNA, 726 nt
Organism: Entamoeba invadens IP1
Lineage: Eukaryota; Evosea; Mastigamoebida; Endamoebidae
Exons: 3
Coding region: 1-726 (241 amino acids)
Source: RefSeq, a predicted model, not a curated record